AUGGAUGUGCUCACCGAGCCUCUUCCCAGUGAGCUCCAUGAGCACGAUCUACAGAUGGCAGGCUGCUCUUGGGGACUCAUGGUGGCCUCCAGUGCCAUUCCCAGGACCAUCCAGGGCUCGGGAGCCGCCUCGCUCCUGCUGUCUGGGACUGGGCGUGGCCGCCGGGGGCCCCCGACACGGGACGAGCUACUCUGCGCCAGCUCGUACUUGGGCUUUGGGGGCCCUGGGGGGCAACCUGUGCUGAGGACCCAGGGCCCUUUACUCCCAUCCCACCCCAGAAACGGGGUCCCCGGAGGCGCACAGGCCGAGGGGCGGUGUGGGCCAAGGGUCACCUGCCCCGGAAUGACCUGCGCCCCGCCCCCAGGCCUGCUGGAGUUGUCGCCGGUGGAGCGCGGUGUGGUGAGCAUCUUCGGUGUAACCAGCCGGUUCUUCGUGGCCAUGAGCGGCAAGGGCAAGCUCUACGGCUCGUCUUUCUUCACCGAUGAGUGCAAGUUCAAGGAGAUACUCCUCCCCAACAACUACAACGCCUAUGAGUCCCACACGUAUCCUGGCAUGUUCAUCGCCCUGAGUAAGAACGGGAAGACCAAGAAGGGGAACCGAGUGUCACCCACCAUGAAAGUCACCCACUUCCUCCCCAGGCUGUGA
Molecule: messenger RNA, 645 nt
Organism: Galeopterus variegatus (Sunda flying lemur)
Lineage: Eukaryota; Metazoa; Chordata; Mammalia; Dermoptera; Cynocephalidae
Product: fibroblast growth factor 2-like
Exons: 3
Coding region: 1-645 (214 amino acids)
Biological process (GO): animal organ morphogenesis; positive regulation of gene expression; regulation of cell migration
Cellular component (GO): cytoplasm
Molecular function (GO): growth factor activity; fibroblast growth factor receptor binding
Source: RefSeq, a predicted model, not a curated record